AUGGCUUGGGAGAAGGAGAAGGAAGACAAUUGCCUCAAGUGGGAAAAGGAACGAUUUGAUAAAGAGAUCACCAAGGCCAAAAAUGGAGCGGCGGCCCACAUGUGUCUUGCACAAACAAGGCUGGCAGCAGCUCAAGAUUUGUUCAAAAACGGCACAACUGCAUCCAAGUUUGGUGCACUUUUGAAGACAAUCUAUGGCCAAUGUGGAACCACAAGUUGA
This is a messenger RNA of Puccinia graminis f. sp. tritici CRL 75-36-700-3, 219 nucleotides long. RefSeq lists its product as uncharacterized. Bases 1 to 219 code for a protein of 72 amino acids. The transcript has 2 exons. Lineage: Eukaryota; Fungi; Basidiomycota; Pucciniomycetes; Pucciniales; Pucciniaceae. The record is from RefSeq and is a predicted model, not a curated record.